GCAAUAUAUGAAAAAAACCAAGCAAUAUUUCCAAAUUAGAGCUAAUACAAAAAUGAAUAUUCUGAUAACAUACUUUUGUUGUAUAAUUUUAUCAUCAAUUCAACAGUCUCAUUCUGCAUCUCCCUCACCUUCUCCUUCUAGAUCAAUAAUCAGUAUCCCAUUAUAUCACAAAGGAAUUCAACAUCCUGACAAAGAAGCCACAUCAGAUAUAUACCCAAUAGAUAAUGCAUAUGCAAUAUUCUUAUGGAUUGGUACUCCAGUACAAGUUUUACUUGUUAUGGUAGACAUAGGAAGCCCAAUUUCAUGGUCACAAUGUGAUCCAUGUAAUAGUUGUUACCCUAUGCAACGUCCAGCCUUUAAUACUAGAGCAUCAAGUACUUUUAGAGAACUUGGUAGCUACUCAGAUACAUGUUUGAUCCCAAUGAUGAGGGAAGUUUUUGGAAACAGCACUGGUUGGACAUGUAGAUACAAUGUGAAAUAUGGUUCUGCUACUAGCCAUGAAUUUCAUUCCUUUGGUCUAAUGGUGACUGAUACACUUAACCUUGAACAUUCCAAUACACAGGUUAAGGAUUUCAUCAUAGGUUGUGGAGAUUCAUAUGAGGGUCCAUUUAGGGCUCAAUUCUCAGGUGUUUUAGGUUUAGGACGCGGUCCUCUUUCGAUUCAGAGUCAACUCAAAGCAACGGCGUUUUCUUUUUGUCCUGUAAGUCAAGGAUCAGAGAAACCUUCGUCUCUUGAGUUUUAUGAUGUUCCACCAGAAAUGGACCAAAAUGGUUCCAUUAUGGUUGCAUUGACAGAGAACAGUGGCUACCCUUUUCACUACUUUUUGCAAUUUGUUGGUAUAGGUGUUGAUGGGUUUAUGUUGGAUAUUCAAUCUAGAGUUUGGGGGUAUGGUUUGAACUAUGAUGGUGGGGUUAUUAUAGAUAUAGGAACAAUGCUAACUUAUUUACCAACUGAUGCUUAUAGUGUGUUCAGAUCAGAGAUACUUAGAACAGAUCACAAUCGUGCCGCGGCGUCGGGAUAUGAGGGGUCAAAAUUUUGUGUCUUACAAGUUGAACCAUAACCAGUUACUCUUCACACCAGAAGAAGGCACUGUUUGUCUGUCAUUUGCAGAAGGAAAGAGUUCUGCUCUCACAGUGAUUGGUAGUAACCAACUCCAAGGAACUUUGUUAACGUUUGAUCUUGUCAAUCAGAUCCUUGUUCUUACAUUCAAUGAGUGUUAAGAGAUUAACAGAACUAUUGGCUGUUUAUUUGAUAUUUUAUUUUUUACCAUUAAUCAUAAUUCAUGUUUGUUAAGGUUGAGGAUAAGUCUUUCAGUUGGGUUGGUGUGUUAUGUUUAUGAUAACAUCCCUUAGUUAUUUGUGUGCAAAACCUUUGUUUACAUUCAA
Messenger RNA from Lathyrus oleraceus (garden pea), 1385 nucleotides. Its product is annotated as aspartic proteinase nepenthesin-2. The transcript has 2 exons. Gene Ontology annotation, cellular component: extracellular region. NCBI's taxonomy places the organism in Eukaryota, Viridiplantae, Streptophyta, Magnoliopsida, Fabales, Fabaceae. The record is from RefSeq and is a predicted model, not a curated record. The coding region runs from base 8 to 1060 and encodes 350 amino acids.